Molecule: messenger RNA, 1563 nt
Organism: Colletotrichum karsti
Lineage: Eukaryota; Fungi; Ascomycota; Sordariomycetes; Glomerellales; Glomerellaceae
Exons: 3
Coding region: 1-1563 (520 amino acids)
Biological process (GO): Golgi calcium ion transport; Golgi calcium ion homeostasis; calcium ion transmembrane transport
Cellular component (GO): Golgi apparatus; fungal-type vacuole membrane
Molecular function (GO): manganese ion transmembrane transporter activity; calcium ion transmembrane transporter activity
Source: RefSeq, a predicted model, not a curated record
AUGAGGCUGCGCACCCGACACUCUCCUCUGCUCCUGCUCCUCAUCCCUGGUCUCGUGGCCGGUCUCGCCGUCGAAACCAAGGACAAGAAUGGAGCCCAGGCAGUAGCCUCCAACGACAAGUCUGCUGAUCCUGCUGUCGGCUCGACCAUUAAGACACGAUAUGGCACCGAACACGCGCCCGUCGACGGCAAGGACGGCAUGCCCCAUCAAGGUCCGUGGGUUGACAAGAACGAUGGAGACAAGAAGACCGCCGACACCGACUCCAAGAAGGGCUUACCUCCCUUGAAGGGACGUCCGUCGGACCCGACUGUCAUCGACGGCCAGAAGAUUCCAGAGACCAACGAUGGUGUCAUGGACGACAAGGCUCGCCAGAAGCCUAAAGAGGGAACCACCGGCACCGGGGGAGGCGUCAGCGAGAAGGACAAGGCACGCAAGGCCGAGGAGGGCAGGACAGGUGGAAAGGUUGAUACCAGACCAGUAGCUCCCAAGGAGCAGCCUCCUCUGCCACACAGCGAGCAUGAGAAGGUUUUGACCGAUAAGGACUCUGGAAAGAAGGACACAAGCAAGGAUAAGGAUCACGACCACGAUCGGUACACACCCGAACAUGUCGCCGGGCUCGAGAAACCCGCAGAUCUCCCCGACAAGCUCGACGACAAGCCUAACCCGAUCCCCAACUCGGCGCACAAGGACCACCUGGACGUUACCAAGUCCAAGGGCAAGUCUUCCUCUUCAUCCGAGGUCGACGAGGGCGUGAUCCAGCCUUUCCACUCAUUCGUUCUGUCCUUGACCAUGAUCCUGGUCUCCGAGGUUGGCGACAAGACUUUCCUUGUCGCGGCGCUUAUGGCGAUGAAGCACGACCGCAUGGUGGUGUUCUCUGCUGCUUUUGGUGCGCUCUUGGUCAUGACUAUUCUCUCUGCGGUUCUCGGCCACGCGGUUCCGACGUUGAUUCCUAAGCACAUCACAAACUUCCUCGCGGCUGCUUUGUUCUUUGUCUUCGGCGCAAAGAUGCUUCGCGAGGGUCUGGCCAUGGAUCCCAAUGAAGGUGUUACCGCUGAGCUGCACGAGGUCGAACGAGAGCUCGCUGAGAAGGAGAAGGAGGGCAAGCGUCGUGGCUCUGCCGUGUCUCCCUAUGCGCUGGAAAUGGGUCUCAACGACAGGAAGUCUAGAUCCAAGAGCCGCUUCCCCUCUCCCCCUCGCUCACCGUCCACCUCUCCGGCCCGAAGCCUGUCUCCUGGCCCAGGUGGCAUCAAGGGCUCUCUCCAGGGUCUGAACAACCUCUUCUCCCUUCUCCUCAGCCCUGCUUGGGUCCAGACGUUCGUCAUGACCUUCCUCGGCGAGUGGGGUGAUCGCAGCCAGAUCGCGACGAUCGCCAUGGCCGCCGGCCAGGAUUACUGGUGGGUCAUUCUCGGUGCGAUGGUCGGCCACUGCGUCUGCACUGGUGCCGCAGUCAUUGGCGGUCGUGCUAUUGCAGGUCGUGUUUCCCUCAAAGUUGUUACCGUCGGUGGCGCCGUUGCCUUCCUCAUCUUCGGCUUCAUCUACUUCGUUGAAGCGUUCUACGCAUGA